GCUUCACUGGGGCAGUCUCCACAUAUCAUGGGGAGAUAGACGCUGCUGCCUUUGUUUGGCCUUGGUCCUCACAGCUCCAAAAAGAAACAGGAUCUCGAUAAGCUCUAUGAGCUGAAGUCCAAAGCUCGGCAGAUUAUGAACCAGUUUGGCCCCUCAGCCCUAAUCAACCUCUCCAAUUUCUCAUCCAUAAAACUGGAACCAGCCAGCACCCCUCCACAAGGCUCCAUGGCCAAUAGCACUACAGUGGUAAAGGUACCAGGCACUCCUGGGACAGGAGGGCGUCUCAGCCCUGAGAACAAUCAGGUAUUGACCAAGAAGAAAUUACAAGACUUAGUAAGAGAAGUGGAUCCUAAUGAGCAAUUGGAUGAAGAUGUGGAGGAGAUGCUGCUGCAGAUUGCUGAUGAUUUUAUCGAGAGUGUGGUGACAGCAGCCUGCCAGCUUGCUCGGCAUCGCAAGUCCAGCACCCUGGAGGUGAAAGAUGUCCAGCUGCAUCUAGAACGCCAGAGGAACAUGUGGAUCCCGGGAUUUGGCUCUGAAGAAACCCGACCCUACAAAAAGGCUUGCACCACAGAGGCCCACAAACAGAGAAUGGCAUUGAUCCGGAAAACAACCAAGAAAUAACACACGGAGAGGUCAGGGGAUGGACAACAGUGUAUUUGGAGAUACUUGAGCUGAGACCUCAGCCAUCUCAUCCUUGGAUUUUUUUUUAAUGCUUUACAGAGAAGCAUAGAUUUUUUAUUAACAGUGCAGCAAUAUCUAUAAUGACUGAGAGGAUCUGCCAAAAGAAUAAAGCCUCCUACCCCAA
Messenger RNA from Canis lupus familiaris (dog), 805 nucleotides. RefSeq names its product transcription initiation factor TFIID subunit 12-like. The record is from RefSeq and is a predicted model, not a curated record. Gene Ontology annotation, cellular component: SLIK (SAGA-like) complex; SAGA complex; transcription factor TFIID complex. Lineage: Eukaryota; Metazoa; Chordata; Mammalia; Carnivora; Canidae. Gene Ontology annotation, molecular function: protein heterodimerization activity; DNA binding; TBP-class protein binding. Bases 136 to 621 code for a protein of 161 amino acids. Gene Ontology annotation, biological process: RNA polymerase II preinitiation complex assembly; DNA-templated transcription initiation. The transcript has a single exon.